Messenger RNA from Selaginella moellendorffii, 1671 nucleotides. RefSeq names its product O-fucosyltransferase 14-like. The transcript is spliced from 3 exons. Gene Ontology annotation, biological process: protein O-linked glycosylation via fucose. The coding region runs from base 20 to 1414 and encodes 464 amino acids. Gene Ontology annotation, molecular function: peptide-O-fucosyltransferase activity. The record is from RefSeq and is a predicted model, not a curated record. Lineage: Eukaryota; Viridiplantae; Streptophyta; Lycopodiopsida; Selaginellales; Selaginellaceae.
AUUAGGGUUCUUCGUGGCUAUGGUGGGAGACUGGAGGAAGGGCUACUGGUAUGUGAUCGUAGGGUUUCUGGCGCUCGGGCUGAUUCUCUACUUGACGAGCGACAUCGAGCAUUGGCUACUCCCUAGGGAUUCCCACGUACAAGAUUCCGGGCGUCUUACGGAUCUUCUCCGGCGCCAGGAGCAGGGGCUCUUCGAAAUCUGGAAUGCGACGCGCGAUUCUUCUCACGCCGAUGCCUUGCGCUCGCAGAUCGAGCUCAAUCACCAGAUCCAGCAGCUGGUAUCAGGCGCCAGACAUGGAUACGAUCCGGGAAUGGGGGGCUGCCAGGGCCAGAAUUUCUCAUCCAGACGCCACGGCAAGCUCGUCCAAUGGCGGCCGAGAGAGGAUCGCUUCCUUCUCGUGAUUUGCACGUCCGGCCAGAUCUCCAAUCACCUCAUCUGCCUCGAGAAGCACAUGUUCUUCGCGGCGCUGCUCGAUCGGACGCUCGUUUUGCCCGACCCCAGCGUCGAUUACUCGUACGAGAAGACGCUCGACAUCGCCCACAUUCGCAGCUGCCUAGGAGAGAAGACUCUCCUCACAUUCCAUGAGUUUCUCGCCAAGAACAAGACGGACAUCCGGCUCCUGUGCUACAUGAGUGGCUGCUACUUGGACGAAGAUCACGAGAAGAAGAUCAAAGCUUUGGGACUUUCCUGGAGUUCCAAGACCGAUGCCUGGCCUGAAGAAGCUUCUCUCAAAGGCUAUCCAUCUCAUCCUCGCGCGAGCGAAUUCGUGGCGAAGUUCUCUUGCGAGGACGAGGUUCUCGGCAUAGGGGACGUGUUCUACUCGGACGUGGAGUCGCAGCUCGUAGCACAGAUUGGUGGUCCAUUGCAGCACUCGUGCAAGACGAUCAUCCGUCCAAACCGGCUCAUUCUUCUCACCGCGCAAAGGUUCGUGCAAACUUUCCUGGGAUCCAACUUCAUGGCGCUCCACUUUCGUCGGCAUGGCUUCUUAAAGUUCUGCAAUGUAAAGAAUGAGAGCUGCUUCUUCCCGAUUCCUCAAGCUGCCAGCUGCAUCUCGAGGAAGAUCCAGGAGGCCAAGCCCCGAGUGAUCUACGUCUCCACGGACGCGGCGGAGAGCGAGAUCACUCUCCUCCAGCAAUUGCUCGGCCCUGACGUUCCAAUGAUCCAGAGGCCACAGCACGACUCGAGAGAGAAAUGGGACGCGAUCCUGCAAAGAAAAGGCCUGCUAGCUGAUAACGAGGUGGUAGCGAUGCUGGACAAAACGAUCCGCGCUAUGGCCGAAUCAUUCAUCGGGACGCCGGGCUCCACUUUCACGGAUGAUAUCGUGAGAUUGCGGAAAGAGUGGGGAAGUAGCAAUAGCUGCGAUGGUGUUCUAUGCCAAGGACAACAUCCAAAUUUCAUAGCCGACACAGAUUAAAACAUAGAAACUCGACGUCUGGAGUUCUUCGCUCCCAAUAUUCUUCUUCUCGCUAGAAUAUUCGUUCCAAGGCUUAAACCAAACUAAGUUUAGCUCACGGGUUAUGUAGAGGAGGGGCGCAAUAUUUUUCAAGUGAUCAACCCUGGGAAGACUGGCCAGCCCAGGGACCUGAGGGAUAGUCUUGUAGAGCCGAUCCCGGGUUCGAACCCACCCGAAGAAGAGGGACCCUCAAAUAAAACAAACUGAUCACUCCCUUU